Messenger RNA from Acanthisitta chloris (rifleman), 1248 nucleotides. It is a transcript of the gene AXIN2, whose product is annotated as axin 2. The annotation marks the transcript as partial. The record is from RefSeq and is a predicted model, not a curated record. Gene Ontology annotation, biological process: negative regulation of canonical Wnt signaling pathway. The transcript is spliced from 4 exons. Lineage: Eukaryota; Metazoa; Chordata; Aves; Passeriformes; Acanthisittidae.
AUGAGCAGCGCAGUGCUCCUCGCACACCUCCCUGACCCCAGUAGCAGCUUCAGGGAAGACGCUCCCCGACCCCCUGUCCCUGGGGAGGAAGGAGAAACACCAUGCCCGCAGCUCGCCAGCUCGUUCCUCGCCAAAAACCAAAGCUUCAAGGCCAUGCCGGUGCCUCCUGCCCCGCGGAGGAAUGAGAACGGGCUGGGUGAACCGGAGGGCAGCGCAUCCCCAGAUUCCCCUCUGGCCAGAUGGACCAAAUCUUUGCAUUCCUUGUUAGGAGAUCAAGAUGGUGCCUAUCUUUUUCGGACUUUUCUGGAAAGGGAAAAAUGUGUGGAUACUUUAGAUUUCUGGUUUGCCUGUAAUGGUUUCAGGCAGAUGGACCUUAAGGAUACCAAAACUUUGCGAGUAGCCAAAGCUAUUUACAAAAGGUACAUCGAGAACAACAGCAUCGUCUCCAAGCAGCUCAAGCCUGCUACCAAAACCUACAUAAGGGACAGCAUCAAGAAGCAGCAGAUAGAUUCCAUCAUGUUUGAUCAGGCACAGACUGAGAUUCAGACUGUGAUGGAGGAAAAUGCUUACCAGAUGUUUUUAACUUCUGAUAUAUACCUCGAAUACGUACGGAGUGGAGGGGAGAAUCCUGCUUACAUGAACAGCAACGGACUGGGGAGCUUAAAAGUUGUCUGUGGCUAUCUCCCGACCUUGAAUGAAGAAGAGGAAUGGAGCUGUGCAGACUUUAAAAACAAAAUCUUGCCUUCGGUGGUUGGACUAUCCAGCAAGACGUUGAGGGUUACAGCCAAUGUCAGAGCCACGGAAACGAUGGAGAAUGGCUACAGGUCCUUCAAGAGGAAUGAUCCUGUUAACCCAUACCACGUGAACUCUGGCUAUGUUUUUGCCCCAGCGACCAGCGCGAACGACAGUGAAAUAUCUAGCGAUGCCCUGACGGACGACUCCAUGUCCAUGACAGACAGCAGUGUAGAUGGGAUCCCCCCAUACAGAAUUGGGAGCAAGAAGCAGCUCCAGCGGGAAAUGCAUCGAAGCGUCAAGGCCAACGGUCAAGUUUCUCUACCUCAUUUUCCGAGGACCCACCGUCUUCCCAAGGAGAUGACCCCGGUGGAACCAGCUGCCUUCGCCGCGGAGCUCAUUUCCCGGCUGGAGAAGCUGAAGCAGGAGCAAGAAACCAUGGACUGUCUGGAGGAGAGGCUGCAGCAGAUCAAGGAGGUAGGAGGAUUAACCCUCCCGCGUGCCACCAGGCUGGGG